Molecule: messenger RNA, 1769 nt
Organism: Phragmites australis (common reed)
Lineage: Eukaryota; Viridiplantae; Streptophyta; Magnoliopsida; Poales; Poaceae
Exons: 1
Coding region: 79-1539 (486 amino acids)
Biological process (GO): regulation of gene expression
Cellular component (GO): nucleus
Molecular function (GO): chromatin binding
Source: RefSeq, a predicted model, not a curated record
AAGGAAACCUCGCCUCCACAAAUCCCCCACGCAUCCCUCCCAAUCUCCCGUCGCCCCCCGCCCCGAUCCGCCGCCGCCAUGGCCCGCUCGGAGCACCGCCUCGCGUCCGCCGUGGUGCGCCUCCCGGGCCGCUCCAGGGUUUCUGCGUCCCCCUCCCCACGCCGCCGCUCCCCCUCCCCGUCGCCCUCCCCGCGCCGCCACCGCCGCCGCGACCGCUCACCUAGCCCCUACCGCGACCGCCGCCGCCAGUGGUCGCCCUACCACCACGACCGCGGCCGGGACCGGGACCGGGUGCGGGACCGAGACCGGAACCCCCCCGUCCGCGAAGGCGGCGGCGGCGGGGCCUGGUCCGGCUCCGACGACGACGACGAGGACCUCAAGGGCCUCAGCUACUUCGAGUACCGCCGCCUCAAGCGCCAGAAGCUCCGCAAGAGUAUGAAGCGGUGCAUCUGGAAUAUCACGCCCAGCCCCCCUCGGGUCGACGGCGAAGAGGAGAACUACGGUUACAGCGAUGAGGAGGAGGAGAAGGAAUCCCCGAAGAAGAAGGGCUCGCAGGAGGGGAGCGAUGGGGAGAGCAAGGAUGCGUCGGAGUCCGAGUCUGGUGAGUCAGAUAGCCGUUCCGAGUCCAGUGAUUCCGAGGAUUCUAGGAGGAAGAAGAAAGGGAGGAAGAGCAGUAGUCGCCGUAGCAGCAAGAGAAGCCGUCGUCGCCAUCGUCGCCGUUCAUAUGAUUCUGACAGUGGGAGUGAUAGUGAGAGCAACGAUGAUUCUGAGGGCUCUUAUGAUUCUGAGGACUCUAGGGAUAGGAGGAGCAAGAAGAGGUCGCGGAGGCACAGGAAGUCUAAGAGGAGGGGUAGGAGCUCAGGGAGGACGAAGAGGAAGAACCAGGAUACGGCCUCCGAACAAAGCUCUGAGGAGGAAGAGGAGCAUUCUGGUUCUAGCCCAAGGGACAGUAAGAAAAAGAGUAAGAGCUCGAAGAGGAAGAGGAGCAAGCGGUCUGACUCCGAAGAAUCAAUCCCUUAUGAUGCCAAUGCUGAUGCAAAGGAAGUUGAUGAAACAAUGGAGCAGGAGAUUGACCCGGAAGCUAUCAAGUUCAAGGAAAUGCUCGAGGCCCAGAAGAAGGCUGCCCUGGAGAAUGAGAUGCCUGUUGGACCAAUGCCACUUCCUCGCGCAGAAGGGCAUAUCAGCUACGGUGGUGCGCUGAGGCCUGGAGAAGGUGAUGCUAUUGCACAGUAUGUUCAGCAAGGGAAGCGUAUCCCACGACGUGGUGAGGUCGGUCUGUCUGCAGAUGAGAUUCAGAAGUUUGAGGAUUUGGGGUAUGUGAUGAGUGGCAGUAGACACCAGAGGAUGAAUGCUAUCCGUAUCAGGAAGGAAAAUCAGGUUUACAGCGCUGAGGAUAAGAGGGCACUGGCCAUGUUUAACUAUGAGGAGAAAUCGAAGAGAGAGCACAAGGUUAUGGCUGACUUGCAGCGCUUGGUUCAGAGAACCAUUGGCCAUGACGUGGGACCUUCACAUGAUCCUUUUGCUACUGCAGAUGGCUGAGUAAUGAUUUCUGGAUCUUAUAUAAUGAAUGGUCAUCUGUAUUCGUUAUGCACUCUUUACCUGUUUGUGAUUCCUACAAUGUAAUUAGUGAUGUCGAGCUUGCCUAGUUGUGCCGCAAAUCUCUUAUGCUGAUAUUGCACGUGAACUGUAGUAAACAAGAGCUUAUUGUUAGCUUGUAUUUUGUAUUGGCAAUACUUUAUUAUGAUGAUUACUAUCCUUCCGUGUGCUUA